AUGAAUAAUCCAAUUGAUGAUGACAAUGAUUCAUCGAUAGAUGACUUUGAACAUCGAAAUGAAAAUCUCGAAAAAACUUCUUCGAAUACAAUGGCAACAACGACCAUCGUUGAUGAUAAAUGGUCAUGUUCAGUAUGUACAUAUUUAAAUUUCGCACUUGCACAAAAAUGUACCAUGUGUCGUCAACCAAAAAUAACAAUCAUGAAUGCAGCAUCAGCGGAUAUUUAUCAAUUAAAUGCUUCAUCUGAAUCUAAUACACAACAAGAACUAGCUCAACAACAAAUACCAGCAACCUAUAUUGAUUCAGUUGAAAAAUGGCCAUGUGAUCAAUGUACAUUUCUUAAUUAUCCAAGAGCAGUACGUUGUACUCAAUGUGGUUCAUAUCGUCUUAUUGGAAUAUCACGUGUAUCACCUGUUCAACAACCAUCAUCAAUUGAAACGAAUACUAAUGAACGAAUUUCACCUCCACCAUCCAUUAUUGAUUCUCGUCGAAUUUCACAACGUUUAAGAAAAUGGACUUGUACUCGAUGUACAACUGAUAAUUAUCCAGCAACAAAAAAAUGUAUAUCAUGUGGAAUUUUUCGUCAAAAUACUACAAAUAAUUCUAAUCCAAUUAUAUCGACACCAACAUGCUCAUCAUCAUCCUCAUCGUCAACAUGUUCAUCGAUUUUAAUCGGUACAGAUGAAGAACAACGUAUGAAUGCAAUAAAUAAAUCUAUGGAAAAUAUAAAUGUUGAACGAAUAUCAAAUAAAGAAAGUAAACAUAAUCGUAUAAGUGGUGAAAAACGCCUAGUAACGAAUAAAAAAAAUUCAUCAUCAGCAAGUAUCGAUCGUUUAUGGUUAAAAGCUUGUCAAACAUUACUUGAUCAUGGUUCAUUACCGAUUGUUUUCGAAUAUUUACUUUGUGGUGGUGAUCCAACACGACAAAUUGUUAUUGAAGAUACUCAAUUUCUUAUUAGUUCUUAUUUAUCAUCUAUUGAUUUAGUUGGACGUACAUUAAAAAAUUUAGCUAAUAUAACUGGACAAAUAGAACAAUUUUGUAAAUUUGAAACAGCAUUUCAACAAUUAAUGAGACAACAAAAAAAACUUCCUCAUCAAAGACGUGUACCAGCAAAUAUAUGUAAUAGAAUAAAUGGAAUGAUUCAACAUUUUUUUCAUAGUCAUUUAAAAUUAAAAAAAGUUACAGAUUUUCAAUCAUAUUUUUUAACAGAAUGGUUUACAGCUGUUCUACCAGCAGAAAUUCGUGACUUUUCUCAUCGAACACAACAACAAAUAUUUGAUGAUAUACUAGAUCAACAAGUUCAACAAGAACUUGAAGUUGAUAAUCGAAUAAUCAAUUGGAAUAGUGAAGUUACAAAUCGAUUUCAUUCUCGUUUAUAUGCAUUAUGGAAUCGAAAGAAUGGUGAUUGUUUAUUAGAUAGUGUUUUACAAGUUUGUCUUGGAGUAUGGGAUACAGAGAAUACAUUACGUCGAGCAAUGGCUGAAUGUUUACAAAAUGGAUCAAACAAAUUUUUUGAACGAUGGAGUGAAUAUGAACGAUUAGUUGCUGAAAAACAACAAUAUAGACAAGAUGAACAUCAAUUACGAAGUGAUUGGAAUGAUGUUUUAACAUUUGCAAAUCAACCUGGUGAAAGUUUAGGACAUGCACAUAUAUUUGCAUUAUCACAUAUACUUCGUCGACCAAUUAUUGUUUAUGGUGUAACAAAUGUUAAAUCUUAUCGUGGCGAAUAUUUUAUUGGUCUUGCUCGUUUUCAAGGUGUCUAUUUACCAUUACUAUGGGAAACAAAUUUUUGUUCAAAAUCACCCAUAUGUCUUGGUUUUACUCGUAAUCAUUUUUCUGCUCUUGUACCUAUGCAAGAACGUAUAAAUAUCUCAUCAUCAUCAUCAUCAUCAUCACGCUCAUCAUCACCAUUAAUUCUUAAUCAUGAUAAUGAUAUUCAACAACGUCCAUCAUCAUCUUCAUCAUCAUUAAUAAAUCAACAACCAAAUGACAAUAAUGAUCUACAAAUAUUCUAUCAUCCAUUAAUGGAUUGUGAUGGAAAUCUAUUACCUGUUCAUUUUCUUACAUCAUCAGAAAUUGGACAUGAACAAGCAAUUCUUCAUCAAUGGCUUGAUUGUGGUUUUACAAGUAAUGGUUUAUUAGUAGCUAAGCAAAAAGUUGGAAAACGUCCUCAGGUGUGUCAACAGUCACUCGAUGUAUGGCUUAAUCUUUAUUCGACGAAUAGUGGUACUCGUCGAAUGGAUUUAUCAUCGAGAUAG
Messenger RNA from Adineta steineri, 2259 nucleotides. Lineage: Eukaryota; Metazoa; Rotifera; Eurotatoria; Adinetida; Adinetidae. The record is from the annotation of a GenBank genome assembly.